AACCACAUUCUGAUGUAAGAUCUAAAUCUAACCUGAAACAAAAUGACCCUCAAAUUUUGAAAAAAGAAAGGCAAACGACAACAGGCGAAAAUAUGUCUCAAAAAUUAGAUAAGAGCGUCGCUCAAAAAGAAGUCGUUCAAGCGGUUGUUAUUGCAGAACAUUUUGGAAAUGAAUUCAUGCCGAUUACUGAUGAUACACCUCUAACUCUUUUGCCGUUGCUUAACGUACCAUUACUUGAAUACACUUUGGAAUUUUUAUCCUUGGGUGGUAUCGAGGAAACCUUUCUCUUUUGCUGUUCCAAUGUUGUUAUGAUAAAACAGCAUAUUAAUAGCAGCAUUGAGAAAUCCGCAGGAUGGUCAUUAACGAUGAAAGUGCACGUUAUUGUUUCUGAAACAUGCAGGUCGUUCGGCGACUGUAUCAGAGAUCUGGAUGCGAAGGCAUUAAUUCGUGGCGAUUUUGUUUUACUAGAACCAGGAAUUGUUGGAAACAUAAAAUUACUUCCCAUUAUAAAAAAGCACAAUGAAACAUGCAACACGGAUAAGGGUGCCGCAAUGACUCUGAUAUUACAAGAGGCUGGGUUAGGUCAGAGAGGUAGGUGUUCUUUUGAGGAAGUGUUAAUGGUGGCUACACCCAAUAAUAGAGUGUUACUUCAUCAAAAAUUGGGCACAUCGAAAAAGGCAAAAAUAGAGUUGCCACUGGAGAUACUAAUGGACAAUGCAUCUGUAAAUAUUUAUCACAACCUGAAAGAUACGCACAUUUCCAUAUGUUCACCAAAUGUGCUCUCCUUGUUUUCUGAUAACUUCGAUUUUCAAACAAAGGACGAUUUCGUGCGUGGACUGUUAAUCAAUGAGGAAAUAUUAGGAAGCACCAUUUAUUGGCAUUUAAUUAAGGGGAACCAGUAUGGAGCCGCAGUGACUAAUUGGAGAAUGUAUCAAUCUGUGAGUCGAGAUAUUCUCCAUCGAUGGUUGUAUCCUCUUGUGCCCGACAUGGGAAUUUCCAGUCAGCAACGGAGUUACAUUCACUUGCAAAACAACGUGUAUCGCAGCAAGGAUGUACAUUUAACACAAAGCAAUAGCUUAAUUGAGGACGUAAUCAUUGGUGGAGGCAGUUCUGUUGGUGACAAAACGAGAAUAUCAAGAUCGAUUAUUGGAGAAUCAGUUAAAAUUGGAGAUAAUGUUAUAAUUGAGGACUCGUUUGUAUUUUCUAAUACUGUGAUCGGUGAUAAUUCUGUUAUUCAGCAUAGUAUAAUAGGACAGAAGUGUGUUCUUGAAACAGGUUGUAUAGUUACAAAGGCGAGUGUAAUAGGGAAAGGAGUUGUUUUACCUGAAAAUUCUAUCAUUGAAAACUAUUUGAUUCGAUCACACUCAUCUAAAACAGGAGUGGCAAGCAAUAAGUUAGCUAAAAAUGCUUAUCACAUAAAGCCAGAGGAAAGCGUUGAAUCAGAUGCUGAAGAUGACGGUUUGCAUAGAAAACUUUCGAGGUUAUAUAUGCCCGAUGAGGCCGAGCCGUCAGAUGAUGAGAGUGUUAAGUCAUCUGAAAGUGAAGAUAAUCUGUCGUAUACAAUCUCACCUGUCCCAGAUGAUACAAAUUUAUUCUUAACCGAAGUUGUCGACAGCCUUACCAGAGGUUUUGAAGAUAAAUUACAGUGCGAUAAUUUAAUACUAGAAAUAAAUUCAUCCCGAUAUGCUUAUAACGUUUCAGUUAAGGAGGUAAAUUUCAACGUUAUAAAAGCUAUAUUGAUGUUACCUUUUCAAUUAUAUCUUGGACAACCUUAUUUGCCUUCAUUACGGCCAUUGUUGGAUUACUUCUCACCGAUCCUGAAGAAUUAUAUUCGUAACAUUUCCGCCAUGGUUGAUUGUCUUCAAGCAAUUGAGGAUGUAGCUGCUAAUAACAAUGAACUAAACGAGUGUGUUUCUGCUGUGUUAAAUUGGUUGUACAAUAAAGACCACCUUUCCGAGGAUGUAAUUUUGAAUUGGUUCUCUGGAAUUGACAAAAACACAAGAUUUUAUGCUCGAGUUGAACCUUUUACUAAUUGGUUACAACAAGCAGAAGAGGCUUCGUCAAGUGAAGAAGAUUGACAUAUUAAUGUUGAUUUUGUCAAAUAAAAAGAUUUAAUCUUC
This is a messenger RNA of Photinus pyralis (common eastern firefly), 2120 nucleotides long. RefSeq names its product translation initiation factor eIF-2B subunit epsilon-like. The transcript is spliced from 11 exons. Lineage: Eukaryota; Metazoa; Arthropoda; Insecta; Coleoptera; Lampyridae. The record is from RefSeq and is a predicted model, not a curated record. Gene Ontology annotation, molecular function: translation initiation factor binding; guanyl-nucleotide exchange factor activity; translation initiation factor activity. Bases 93 to 2078 code for a protein of 661 amino acids. Gene Ontology annotation, cellular component: eukaryotic translation initiation factor 2B complex.